Electrophorus electricus (electric eel) is the source of this 1694-nucleotide messenger RNA. RefSeq names its product N-acetylglucosamine kinase (gene nagk). NCBI's taxonomy places the organism in Eukaryota, Metazoa, Chordata, Actinopteri, Gymnotiformes, Gymnotidae. The record is from RefSeq and is a predicted model, not a curated record. Gene Ontology annotation, molecular function: N-acetylglucosamine kinase activity.
AGCGGUAGACAUGAGUGCGGUUUACGGGGGUGUAGAAGGGGGUGGCACUCACUCCAAAGCCUUGCUGGUGUCCGCUACAGGGGAGAUCCUCGCAGAGACCGAUGGCCCCUGCACCAACCACUGGUUGGUUGGCGUUGAGAAAUGUAUCGAGGUAAUUAACGAUAUGAUCAAGAAAGCAAAGAUCAGUGCAGGUUUGGACCCGGAUACACCUAUUCAUUCACUGGGCAUGUCGCUGAGUGGCGGGGAGCAGAAGGCUGCUAUUCAGAUGCUGAUUGAUAAGAUGGCGGAAAAGUUCCCCGAACUAAGCCAGAGUUAUUACGUUUCCACAGACGCGAUCGGCGCAAUGGCAACCGCCAGUGACCAUGGUGGUGUGGUGGUGAUAUCAGGCACUGGCUCUAACUGUAAGCUGGUGAAUCCUGAUGGCACUCAGGUGGGCUGUGGGGGAUGGGGUCACAUGAUGGGAGAUGAAGGGUCAGCAUUUUGGAUUGCUCAUCUGGCUGUAAAAACAGUGUUUGAUGCCAAAGAUAAUCUAGUGAGACCUGCCUAUGAUAUCACCCAUGUCAUAAAGGCCAUGGAAGACUACUUCCAGGUGUCAGAUCUGAUGGGUAUGCUCCCACAUCUGUACAGAAAUUUCCAGAAAUCACACUUUGCUGGGUUCUGUAGAAAACUUGCUGAAGGAGCCACUGCAGGUGAUGCCCUCUGUCGGUAUGUGUUUACCCAGGCUGGUAAAGUUCUGGCACAACAUGUUGUAGCAGUGCUGCCCACAGCACAACAGGAGCUGUUCUCAGGUUACUUGGGGUUGCCUAUCCUGUGUGUUGGAUCUGUAUGGGGGAGCUGGGAGCUGAUGAAGGAUGGUUUCACGCAGGUUCUGUCUGAAGUAAACAGGUCUGAGUACAGCCACUUCAAGAAGUAUAGCCUUCUCACCUUACGCCAGUCGUCUGCGUUAGGUGGUGCCAAGCUAGGGGCCCAGAAUGCAGGUGCCACCCUCCAACUGGACUACCUCACUACUGCCAGUGUGUUCUUCAGCCACGCAUUUCCCGAGUCAUGAUCAGGACAAAGGCAGACCAACUCAGGUUGUGAAUCAGAAAUGGUGACACAGUUUCAAGGCACUGGCAAUAGCGCUUCCUGUUUUGGUAAUAAAUCUCUGGCAAAACGGCAGUUUAGUAAAAAUAAAACUCAUUCACUUCCCCUAACCAUUUCCAGUCGGGAAAAUCUCUGUUGUCAACAUGUAUAGUUGUUGGUCUUAAAUGAUAAAAAAAGAUGUUGUUUCUCCAGAUUAUGCUAUUCAGAUAGUAGCUGGUCGUACCCCCCCCCCCCCCCAAAAAAAAAAAAAAACCUGAAUUCUCCCCUGCCAAUAUAUUAUUGAGCCUGUACACCAAGUAGAAUGAGUUAGCUUUAGGACCAUAGGAUAUGUAGUUUGUGAUCUGCCUGUUCACAGUGCAUUGACUGGCUUGAUUUGAUAAAUCAGAAAUCAGUAAGAAUGUGUAUUUUCUGAAUAGAAAAUUAGGUCUCUAUGUUUCCUACACACUAGUUGUCAAAAUACACCUUUAAAAAAUUUUUUUUUUUAUGUGGAAUCUGAAUGCAUGCUUUAUAAAAAAUAAUAAUAUAAAAAUACAUUUAAUAAACCUUUAUGUAAUAUGAUGUAUUGUGGUGCAGUUGAAGUAUACAGUAGUACAGUAAACACCAGAUAAACA